AGCUCAUAUUUUGCUUUAAGCUGUGGGGCCCCAAAUAUCUUUGUGGAUGAGUCGUCAAAAUCCUGCCGCAAGGAUGCAGGACCCAGCUGGGGGUGUGCCGCAACAGCUGUUGCCACACAUGCACCUUGUCUCAAGCUAUAGGUACCCGUCAAUGGCCAACCUCACCAUGGAGACCGCCGUCGAAUACCUUCUCUCAGCUCCGAAAGUCGUUCGAGAACUACAGCCAAUGCACUGGAUGUUUCUUGAUGCACCUCCAGACGGGACAGUCAUGCUUGUUUGGCAGCCUUUAAACCAUCUGGGAACGAAUUUCGCAAGUGAUGGCUACGUGUGGGGAGACGCAGAGCAAGUUUAUACAACAGAAUCGCGCGGAUAUACUGUUGAAAUGUGGUUACAUCGAUGCGGAUACCAUCCACCGCACGAGACAGUUGCUACCCAUGCCCGUAGAAGAUUCCGAUUGACACCUGCGAAAACACCAAAUCCCAACCUUCCACCUCCCGACCCAUCUCUAUGGAUCGUUCACUAUGCUAAAGCACCCUCCAUUGACCAGAUCCCCGUAACGCACAUCGCUGUUCCUCCGGCAAUCCAUAACAUUCUAGCUCAGCGCCGAUUUCUUCAGAGCCAAGGUCAGCUCGCGCGAAAGGAAUUCAUGUUGCACGACCGAAAUACCUGGCCCACUAUCAGCCUUCCACCCCAAGUUGGUCAACAACCAUAUGCGCAGCCCAGUCCUUACGCACAGCCAUACAUGGCGCGCCACCAGCAAGCCCCGUUCUUCCAACACCCUCCAGGUGCAAAUAUGCCGCCAGGGCAGGUUAAGACACCUCGCGGACACCGAGCGACCGCAUCCGCUGCAAUGGCAGCAGCUGCGCUCCCAGACUUUUCCUUGGAGGACGAAGAAGUAUCCACUGGAGAUUUCUUAGAUAAUAUCACACCGCGAGAGAUCAGUCGACUAAGAUAUCGCCAUAACCAUGAAUGGAUGGAGGAGAUAUUUGAUUCACCUUACCGGAUAAAUCAGAUUUUACCAGUUGACUUGGGACUUGGCCGAAAAGGAGAACUGGAAUCUCUCACGAAGGGAUAUCUGGAGGCUCCAGCUGGUCCUUCUCCUGGUGCCGAAUCCGAUGCUACAGUCAGCAAGAUGGAGCCAGAAAAGAUGGAGGAGUUUACCAACGCCGUUACGAAGAGGGUUGCUGAUGUGACGGCUGAAAUUGAAGCGCUCAAAAGAAGACAUGCACGCCGACUCGAGAAAAUCAACCGGCUGUCCGUGUUGAAAGAAGGAGAGGUCGCACUUCGCGAUGCCUACGUUGACCCCUCGAAUGUAGGCAAAGAAUUUUGGCGGAUUGAAAAUCGUCUGAGACCCAUUGUCGUAACGGAUGAAACAAUGCAACAGGUCGAAUAUAACGAACCUACGUCCAGGACGAAAGUCGCUGAUAUAUCUGCUGGAGUGCAAAAGGCUUGGGGUGAACCUAUUGUGCCUCUCAAGGAAGUCAUCUGCGUCGACAAAGGCGGGCUCGAGGAGCCAGUCAAAGAGUCGCCACAACCCACUACCGAACCAUCUCCCGCAGACGUUGACAUGGGAAAUGGGGAAGACCUCUCAAAGGGCCUCGAGUUGCCUACAGCACAGGGCGAGCCCGUAUCUGAGUUUGAAGCGGCGAAACAAGGAGCACAAGCAACGCAAGAGGUGACGGGUGAUGUUUCCAACGCAGCCCAAGGCAACAUACAGGCCGCAUCCGGUCCCAGUGGAGAUAUCGAAAUGGGAGGCGUGAAUGAGGGUCAAGCACCAGCGUCGGCUGACCAACUUGGGGAGGACUGGGUGGUAGUGAACAAAGAUGAAAAGACUUCAAGAGACGGUAGCCCAAAGGGAGAUCAGGCUGAAUCCAUCGAACAGCCAAGUGCACCGAAGGACGCGUCUAUGAAGGAGCCAGAGGGCACCACACCCAGAAACAACACUGGACUUGAAGCGCCUGAAGUUUUAGAGACGAGCAAUUUCGAAGACGCCGCGAGUUUUAGCCAUAUCGAUUCGGCCGGUGAAGCCCUGGCAGCGUACGAGGAAAACAGUGGACUGGACUUGGAAGGGCUGGACAACUCUGCCUUCGGCGAUGCGUUCCAUGCGUCGGAGGGUGGACAUCAACAUCAUGACACAGAGGACAUCUCGUAAAGGGGCUAUGCGUUGGGGGGAAAGAACGGGAGUUUUUUCUUUUGGCUUUUUUUUUUCUUCUGUAUGAUUAUGUUACGGGAUGGGACUAGGUGUGUUUCUUCAAUGAUCGGUGGUUCUAUGGAGCGAGAACUCGUGAUCUUCGGGCGUUAGGUAGGUAGGAA
Messenger RNA from Coccidioides posadasii C735 delta SOWgp, 2313 nucleotides. RefSeq lists its product as uncharacterized. Lineage: Eukaryota; Fungi; Ascomycota; Eurotiomycetes; Onygenales; Onygenaceae. The record is from RefSeq and is a predicted model, not a curated record. Gene Ontology annotation, biological process: chromatin remodeling.